CCCUGGAAGUCUGAAAGUACAGCCAAAAUCUCCCUCCCCAGUGACUUACCUGGGGGGCCCCUAGACCCUGAGGACCAGCAGGAGCGGGGGCUGGGAGUGCUGAGGAAGAAACCAGGAAUCCUGUGCAGAGCCGGUCAGGCCGCAGCGUGGACGCCCUCCCAGGCCGCUGUGGCCCCAGCCCCGCCUGACAGGAUGAGCGGCUCAGACGCGGGGCUGGAGGAGGAGCCAGAGCUCAGCAUCACCCUCACGCUGCGGAUGCUGAUGCAUGGCAAGGAGGUGGGCAGCAUAAUCGGGAAGAAGGGAGAGACGGUAAAGCGAAUCAGGGAGCAGGUGAGGAUGGAGUUAGGGGGAGGAGCCCGGGAUCCCAGGUGUGGAGGGGAGGGGAAAUCCCUGCCCCACCUUCUCCCCUCGCCGCUCCUGUGGUCUGUGAUGACCAGCGAGUGCACCCGGAGAGCAGUGGCUUCCUGCCUCAGCUGGGGCUUGGUGAGCGGGUGGGCAGCCAGGUUCCUGGUGAGGGAGCGGAGCAAGUGCUUCCACUGCCUGGUGCUCAUCCUGUACCUGCAGAGCAGUGCCCGGAUCACCAUCUCUGAGGGCUCCUGCCCCGAGCGCAUCACUACCAUCACAGGGUCCACGGCAGCUGUCUUUCAUGCAGUCUCUAUGAUUGCCUUCAAGCUGGAUGAGGACCUUUGUGCAGCUCCUGCAAAUGGCGGGAAUGUCUCCAGGCCCCCAGUGACCCUACGCCUUGUCAUCCCUGCCAGUCAGUGUGGCUCGCUGAUUGGGAAGGCUGGCACCAAGAUCAAGGAGAUUAGGGAGACCACAGGUGCACAGGUGCAGGUGGCAGGAGACCUGCUCCCCAACUCUACAGAGCGGGCUGUCACCGUGUCCGGGGUGCCUGAUGCCAUUAUCCUCUGUGUGCGCCAGAUCUGUGCUGUUAUCCUGGAGUCCCCACCCAAAGGAGCCACUAUCCCAUAUCAUCCGAGCCUCUCUCUAGGCACUGUCCUUCUCUCUGCUAACCAGGGCUUCUCUGUCCAGGGCCAGUAUGGGGCUGUGACUCCAGCUGAGGUCACCAAGCUCCAGCAGCUCUCGGGCCACACGGUCCCCUUUGCCUCACCCAGUGUGGUGCCAGGCCUGGAUCCCAGUGUACAGACCAGCUCGCAGGAGUUCUUGGUCCCCAACGAUCUGAUUGGCUGCGUGAUCGGGCGCCAGGGCAGCAAGAUCAGUGAGAUCCGGCAGAUGUCAGGGGCACAUAUCAAGAUCGGGAACCAAGCGGAGGGUGCCGGUGAGCGGCACGUGACCAUCACUGGCUCGCCAGUCUCCAUUGCCCUGGCCCAGUACCUCAUCACUGCCUGGGCCUCCGCCGGGCCUGGCAGCCUACACUGCCAAGAUGGCAGCAGCCAAUGGGAGCAAGAAAGCCGAGCGGCAGAAAUUCUCCCCCUACUGAGGCUGGCUGAGGCACAGGUGGGGGCAGCAGGACCACCAGGCGUGAGGCUGCCUCUGCACCCUACCUGCCCACGGAGACUCCACCCUGGGGUCCCUAAUGCCGCUAAUGCCCAGACGCAUGGAUGCACCCCCCACCUCACCCUGGCCUGCGGGAGUUCCUCCUCGCAGAGUAGGGGCAAUUUCUGGCCCAGGGUUCUGGGAGCUGCGGCAACCCCAGGGUAGGGAACCCCAUUCCCCUCAGCUCUGUGCUUGGAUGCAGGGAGCAGCCAGGGGCUUCCUUUAGUGCCCCCACUUGGGGGGAGGGUCACUCAUGCACUCCCUGCCCCCUAGAGCUUCCAGCCUACUGCCACCCUAUAGGGAUCAGGGAGGAGGGCUGGGGGAGGGUGCUGAGAGCCAGGCUUCUCUCCCCACCUCCCUGCAGAUUCCUGCUGCUUCCACUGACUGCCCUUUUGACUGGAAUGGACUGGCUGGGCUUGGCAGGGGGAGGAUCUCAAAAGGGGAGAACUUUGGAUAGCUGGGGGAGUGGCGUGGGGGUAGGGGCCGAGUUCUCAGCAGCUGACACUCUGUACAGUUUUUUCAAUCCCUGUUUUUGAAUAAAUAUUCUCAGCAACCAGGAA
Choloepus didactylus (southern two-toed sloth) is the source of this 2057-nucleotide messenger RNA. RefSeq names its product poly(rC) binding protein 4 (gene PCBP4). The transcript has 12 exons. Gene Ontology annotation, biological process: negative regulation of mRNA splicing, via spliceosome. Gene Ontology annotation, cellular component: cytoplasm; nucleus. Lineage: Eukaryota; Metazoa; Chordata; Mammalia; Pilosa; Megalonychidae. Gene Ontology annotation, molecular function: mRNA binding. The coding region runs from base 193 to 1662 and encodes 489 amino acids. The record is from RefSeq and is a predicted model, not a curated record.